GAAUGCAAGGAAAAAGAUGAAGCCAGACUCCUUUCUGGACAGUGAAGAAAUCAAUAUUCAGUUUGAAAAAUCUUCAAAAAAACCAAAAAUUAUACCUGAUGAGCAAGCAAAUGGGGUGUACGGUCUGGUUAUCACUGGCCACAGCCUGGCUUAUGCAUUGGAAGGGAACUUGGAGCUGGAGCUGGUGAGAACUGCCUGCAUGUGCAAAGUGGUGAUCUGCUGCCGGGUAACACCCCUGCAGAAGGCCCAGGUGGUGGAGCUGGUGAAGAAGUACAAGAAGGCUGUGACUCUGGCAAUUGGAGAUGGUGCCAAUGAUGUCAGCAUGAUCAAAACUGCCCACAUCGGGGUUGGUAUUAGUGGCCAGGAGGGGAUGCAGGCAGUCUUGUCCAGUGACUUCUCCUUUGCACAGUUCCGUUACCUGCAGCGCCUGCUCUUGGUCCAUGGCCGAUGGUCCUACAUCCGCAUGUGCAAGUUCCUCAAAUACUUCUUCUAUAAGAAUUUUGCCUUCACCUUAGUGCAUUUCUGGUAUGGCUUCUUCUCUGGCUUCUCAGCACAGACUGUCUAUGAUGAGUGGUUCAUUACACUUUACAAUUUGGUAUAUACCUCCCUUCCAGUACUAGGAAUGAGCCUUUUUGAUCAGGAUGUGGAUGAUCGUUGGAGCAUGCUGUUUCCUCAGCUAUAUGUGCCUGGCCAGCAAAAUCUCUACUUUAACAAAGUGGUGUUUGUCAAGUGCAUGUUGCAAGGGAUCUACAGUUCCCUCAUCCUCUUCUUCAUCCCCUAUGGGGCCAUGUACAAUACAGUGAGGAGUGAUGGGAAGGCCAUUGCUGACUACCAGUCCUUUGCACUGAUGGCCCAGACCUGCUUACUGAUAGUCGUGUCUGUACAG
This is a messenger RNA of Acanthisitta chloris (rifleman), 886 nucleotides long. Its product is annotated as phospholipid-transporting ATPase FetA-like. The record is from RefSeq and is a predicted model, not a curated record. The annotation marks the transcript as partial. The transcript has 5 exons. Gene Ontology annotation, cellular component: plasma membrane. Lineage: Eukaryota; Metazoa; Chordata; Aves; Passeriformes; Acanthisittidae. Gene Ontology annotation, molecular function: ATP binding; ATPase-coupled intramembrane lipid carrier activity; ATP hydrolysis activity. Gene Ontology annotation, biological process: Golgi organization; phospholipid translocation.